Messenger RNA from Tuber aestivum (summer truffle), 716 nucleotides. The record is from the annotation of a GenBank genome assembly. NCBI's taxonomy places the organism in Eukaryota, Fungi, Ascomycota, Pezizomycetes, Pezizales, Tuberaceae.
CAAUGAAAGUUGUAAGGAAUCGAGCCACUCUUAAAACAAUCAGCUCUAAAAAUCCCACUUGCAAGCCUGUAGGCUCCUACCAGGCCUGAUAGGCUUCGGCAGGCCGGUUGAAUUCGGCCUAUAUCCGCCUAGGCUCAUCGUCAGAGCGGCCUGCCUUGGCCCAGCCUACGGCCUAUAGGCCGGCCUAUCACUGGCCUAGCCCGUUGGGAACGCUGGAUGUGUCAAAAUGACACGGGAGAAAAUCCGGAGCAAACUCGCGAACACGACGAAGCCCAAGUCACAGGGCCAACCCUAAAAAAGACGAUCCGCAUCACCCCUACGCCGGUCACCGGUUCCCCGCUGGUCUUAAAAUUCCGAGAUAUAUUUUUACGCAAGCGCAAAAGGUGCCGGGGAGAGAAGAAUUAUGCUAUCACGAUGGAAGAUAUAGAGAAAUACUACCGUAAGAUCUGGCCACUGGUACCAGAUGUAAGCUCUGAAGCCGAAUCCUGUAAGUUAGCCUUGUUGAUCUCACCUGGAUUUUACUGAAAGCUAAUUCGAGCAGCCUCGGAAGAAGAAGGUGCAUCGUCUAGCUCGUCGGAUGGGUAUGUCUUGGAUUGACCUGAAAAUAUGGUCCUUAGGAAUACUGGCCUGGUUGUCGCAAAUCCUACAUCUUUGUACUUUUUAUUUUUUUUCCUGUAUAUUAGUGUUGUUCUUCACAAUGGAAUACUCCUCUCUCC